Messenger RNA from Rubroshorea leprosula, 856 nucleotides. NCBI's taxonomy places the organism in Eukaryota, Viridiplantae, Streptophyta, Magnoliopsida, Malvales, Dipterocarpaceae. The record is from the annotation of a GenBank genome assembly.
UUUACAUGUGUCGACAUUGUGUCUGUCGCUGGCAUGGCACACGAUGUGGACGCCCUUAGCCGCUCCCGCGUGCACCUGCAUGUCUCGACCGCGACCCCAUGCCACGGCCUUGGCAUUGACACCGCCAACUCAUGCCAGGCCCACCUCUUGAGUGUUCCAUGUCACGCUCGUGCCUGCGCUUGUGCUUGCGCUCGCGCGCCCCAGUGCCUCGAGCCAUUCCACACCCAUGCGUGCCAGCACCUCGACCCAGCUUGCCCGUGCGUGCACUCGUGUCUCAGGCCAGGACACUCUCGCGCACCCACGGAUGUCCCCAACUGCUCACGCACGCUCCCACACGUCCUGUCCGUAACUUCACACCACGGCCCCGGUAUCGACGCCUCCGCUGGCAAGGCCCGCUGCGUCUUGCGCGAUCUACCUUGCGCCUGCGUCCUCGUAUGCUUACAUGUCAUAGUCGCAACCCUGUGUCGCGACACCGACACCUGCGUCCCGCAUGCCCGCGUCCACGCUUGCACUUACGCCCGUGCUCGCGCCUGCCCUCGUGUCUGCGCUCGCACUCCGCUAUGCUGCAUGGCAUGCCCCCUGGACGUUGCACACACCCCUAGUGUGCCCGUGGCUGCAGCUCCGUAUCACGAUGCCCAUGACUUCAGUCCCCGAACUCGCGUGCCGUGACAAAUAGCUAGCUAGUCGUUUUUAAAGACAGUGAGAGUGGUUUCAAAGCUUACAACGCCGCAUGAGGCAGUAGGGCCAAAGAAGCCAAACAUGGUAACGAGUGCAAAGUAGGAACUAUAGAGGAGAAGAAAGAACCAAGCGAGAAAAGUGAACGCUGAUUCUCUAUUAAGAAAAAUAGGGAUGCCAA